AUGCUGAUAUCAAUUGAACAAUUCCUAUUCGUUUUUUAUAACUUUAUCAUAGCUAUUUGCAUUUCAACACAAUGUUCGGUGAGAAAACGCGCUAAGAUUUUUUGCAAACGCGCUCCAAUGAUAAUUUUUUUGCAGAAAUCUUCGACAACCGACGAAAAAGCUGCACCGGACAGCGAAAGUCCACGUCGCCGUAAAAAACCUCCACCAAUCGCCACCUUCCCGUGCGUCUCCUCAAACUCGGCAAGAACCAAAUCAGUGGAAUUUCCCACAGCUUCGUGUCAUCGAGUUGCGCGAAAUCCCGAAACAAGUCAAAAAUCGAUGCGACUCGGUGUGAAAUCAUCGAAAACGAUCAGAAAGAUGCGGGGAGAACAGGAGGUGGAGGAGGAAAAACGGGCGGCAAAUCAAUUGGAAAAGUAUUUGGGUGGUGAUUGUUUUGAGACGACUGGAGUCGAAAAAUCGAAAUCUGUCAAGAAGACGCGUAAAGUGAAGAAUGAUAAUAACGAUGAUAUUGAUCAAACGCUUUUUGAAAAUGAAUGA
This is a messenger RNA of Caenorhabditis angaria, 537 nucleotides long. NCBI's taxonomy places the organism in Eukaryota, Metazoa, Nematoda, Chromadorea, Rhabditida, Rhabditidae. The record is from the annotation of a GenBank genome assembly.